AAACCAAGUACAAGUAAAGAAGUAAAGAAGAAGAAGAAGCAAGGUGUUUGAUGAGAAAGUUUUAAGCAUUUUGCUACUGAUAAACUCUGAAACUCUCAUUGAGUUUAGUGUUUGUGGGUAUCUUUUAUUUUCUGUGGUUGGUGUAGAGGGGCUGAGUUAUGGCCGAGUCAAGUGACUCGGUUUCCAUUGACAUUGAUAUGGUACCUUUAGGAGAGAAGGAAUAUGUGGUGAAGACAAGCAAAGGCUCAAUCUCUGUGUUUGUGUGUGGGGAUCAAGAAAAGCCUGCUUUGAUAACAUACCCGGAUGUUGCUCUCAAUUACAUGUCUUGCUUCCGAGGCCUCUUCUUUUGCCCGGAUGCAGCUUCUUUGUUGCUUCAUAACUUCUGCAUUUACCACAUUGAUGCCCCAGGCCAUGAGGUGGGAGCUGAUGUAAUUUCUUCAGAUGCUCCAUUGCUCAGUGUGGACGACCUUGCAGACCAGGUGGCUGAAGUGCUUGAUUUCUUCGGGCUGAAAGAGGUUUUGUGCUUAGGCGUAACAGCUGGUGCUUACAUCCUUACCCUUUUUGCAAUGAAAUAUACACAGCGGGUGGUUGGGCUAAUUCUUGUGUCCCCUAUUUGUAAAGCACCCUCAUGGAGUGAAUGGCUCUACAUAAAGGUAUUAUUGAACUUGCUAUACUUUUAUGGUAUGUGUGGUGUAUUGAAGGAAUGCCUCCUACAGCGUUACUUUAGUAAGGAACUUAGGUGUGGCUUGCAUGAUGCAGAAUCAGACAUAAUACACGUUUUCAAAAGGUUACUGGAUGAAAGACAAAGUUUGAAUGUCAUGCGUUUCCUUCAAGCAAUUAAUGAGAGGCAUGACCUUACAGAGGGCUUGAAGAAGUUGAGGUGUAAGACGCUUAUUUUUGUAGGUGAAAGUAGUGAAUUCCACGCAGAAUCUGUGUAUAUGAGUGCCAAAAUGGGCAAGAAAAAUUGCGCUCUUGUUGAGGUUCAAGCUUGUGGCUCACUGGUGACAGAAGAGCACCCAUAUGCUAUGCUAAUUCCUAUUGAAAUUUUCUUAAUGGAGUUUGGUUACUACAGAAAACGACAUUUUACUUCUUCAUCAAGUAAUGGCUCAAACCCAACCAGCCCUUCAAGCCAUUCAUGCAUAGCACCAGAACUUCUUUCUCCAGAGGGUUUAGGCAUCAAGCUGAAGCCCAUCAAAACCCGCGUAGAUAUUGAAAUUUGAUGCAAGGGAAUGACUCUUUCAAGCAUUAAUUCUUUACUCAGAUCUCCUAUGAAGGAUAAAUGGGGACAGUGGUAUCUCAUCUUCACACCUAUAAAUUAGCCAUGGUAGCUUUGUACUUCAGGGUAGCAUAUUCUUUGAUUCUGUUAGUUGGGUUAGGAUAUUGGUGAUCAGGAUUAGGUGCACGUAUGUAUUUUUCAAAACUUUAUUGUAGAUAAAAUAGGGGGAGAUUUGAUAUAGAUGGAAGGUACAUUUGGGGAAGAGAUUUUUUGUCUGUCAGCUUACAACAUGCUGUACAUGUUACUAGCUUGCAACUCUAGAAGCAGUUUUUGUGUUGAAACUUUCUUUAAUGCCACUGUAUCUAAUUCAUGGUCGUUAAGGAUAUAUUUUGAAUACCAUCCUUCCUUGUUUGGUGGUUAAAAA
Messenger RNA from Quercus lobata, 1640 nucleotides. RefSeq names its product protein NDL2-like. The coding region runs from base 159 to 1220 and encodes 353 amino acids. The transcript has 11 exons. Lineage: Eukaryota; Viridiplantae; Streptophyta; Magnoliopsida; Fagales; Fagaceae. The record is from RefSeq and is a predicted model, not a curated record.